AUGUGCUCGUAUACCUGCUAUAAACUUUUCAUCUUAUUUUUAACUUACUAUCAAAUAAACACUCAAUAUAUUCCAUUUGAUACAAUUGUAAGUUUCGGUGAUUCAAAUAGCGACACGGGCAAUGUUUAUAGUUUAACACAUCAAAUAUGGCCUAUUGUACCUCCUUAUUACCGAGGUCGAUUUACAAAUGGUCCUGUCUGGAUAGAAAAAUUAGGUGUAUCAGAUAUAAAAAAUUAUGCAUAUGGUGGUGCAACAACUGAUAAUAAUUUAGUUCAAGGUUAUACUGCAGGAGGUGUACAAGUUGUACCAGGUGUUCGUCAACAGAUCUUAAUCUACGUAAAUCAAACGAAUAAAAAUGAAAUAAAUUUUGAACGUACACUUUAUAUCAUAUGGGCUGGUGCUAAUGAUUUUUAUUUUAAUAAAUUGCUUAAACCAUCUCUUGUUGCUGAUAGUAAUGUAAAUCGAGUUAAAGAACUACUUAAGUUUGGUGCAAAACAUCUUCUUAUCGUUAAUCAACCACCUGUUCAUGCUUUACCAUCGAAUCUAACUGAAAAAGAUAUUGCUCAUCUUAAACAACGUACUAUUUAUCAUAAUAAUAAUCUAUCUGCAGGUAUUACAAAACUUAAUUAUAAUCAUAAUGAAAUUAGCAUAUAUUUAUUUGAUGUUUAUUCAUUGAUUUUAAAUAUAAUCGAUAAUAAAUCAAAUUACUCAUUGACAUCAAUGGACAAUUGUUGGAAUAUUGUAAAUGGUAAAAUAAUUACACUAUGUUCAAAUCCUGAAUCAUAUUUCUAUAUUGAUCAAUAUCAUUUUACAGCACGACUACAUGAACUUAUUGGUAAUGCUGCACGUCAAUUUAUUGGUACGUCAUCCGCUAUUACACAUCUUCCUUCUUUAAUUUAUAUUAUUUUAUGUGCAUUAAUAACUUUUAUAAUAUCAUCUUCUUCUUAA
Adineta steineri is the source of this 948-nucleotide messenger RNA. The record is from the annotation of a GenBank genome assembly. Lineage: Eukaryota; Metazoa; Rotifera; Eurotatoria; Adinetida; Adinetidae.